This is a messenger RNA of Acaulospora morrowiae, 441 nucleotides long. Lineage: Eukaryota; Fungi; Glomeromycota; Glomeromycetes; Diversisporales; Acaulosporaceae. The record is from the annotation of a GenBank genome assembly.
UCACUGUUGCGAAAAACAAAAAAGAGACUGGUUUGGUAUGGAGCGCGAAAAAUGUGCGAAACGAUUUCUUAGACUUGAGGGUACCGGUAUGGAUAACGGACCUACAGUUUAUAAGCGAUUCGGAUACGACAAAGCUUGUAAUCGGCUCCAAAUAUCAUCAGAUUAGAAUAUACGAUACAAAGGUGAAACGUAGACCUGUGCUUGAUUUUAGUAUCGGUGAUCAUCCGGUGGUGUCAUUGAUUGUAGGCGAUCCAAAUCAAAUAAUAUUUUCUGAUACGGUUGGUAACGUUUCUUCUGUAGACGUUAGAACAGGAAAAACCAUUGGACAAUUCAAAGGUUUCUCGGGUACGAUAACGAACAUGGCUGUCAACACAGCACCCCCUUCAUUGGUGACAGUUGGCAUGGAUCGGUUUCUGCGUGUACACGAAAUGGAUGCAACGC